AUGAAGGCGCUGACUGGACUUGUCCUGUCGAGAAAGGGAAACUCCGUCCCGUCUCCGUGGUCGGGUGUCUCGGCCCCGCUGGCGCAGCCGUCGAUUGCGAGAAACUCCCGCGCUCUCCUCGCCAAGGCGUGUUCGCUCUCUUCCUCGCACGCCGUGGGCGAGCAAAAACGACGCUCUGGAAACUUGAGCGACAGCCCGGCCUGUGGGAGUCGAAACGCCCGCCUCUACGCGUCCCUCUCGCAGGCGCGAAACAUGUCAACCAAGGCGAAUCCCUACGCCUUCGCGGCGAAGACUCUGGAGGGGACGCAGAAAACGUACUACGACCUGGGAGCUCUGCAAGAUGACCGCCUCAAGACGCUGCCUUUUUCAAUCCGCGUUCUUCUCGAGUCUGCAGUACGCAACUGCGAUGGAUUCAGCAUCAAACCCGAGGACGUUCAGACCAUUCUCGACUGGCAAAAGUCCAGCCAGGCCCAAAAAGAGAUUCCCUUCAUGCCCGCGCGAGUUCUGCUCCAAGACUUCACGGGCGUGCCGGCGGUGGUGGAUUUGGCUGCGAUGCGCGACGCGAUGGCCCGUCUCGGCGGUCCGCCGUCCAAGAUCAAUCCGCUCGUCGACGUGGAUCUCGUGAUUGAUCACUCAGUGCAAGUCGACUACUCCCGGUCGCCUCAGGCCUUUGAGAAGAACUUGGCGAAGGAGAUGGAGCGCAACUCUGAGCGUUUUUCCUUCCUGAAGUGGGGGUCGACGGCCUUCUCGAACAUGCUCAUUGUUCCCCCCGGCUCGGGAAUUGUGCACCAAGUGAACUUGGAGUAUCUCGCGCGGGUUGUGAUGGACAAAGCGAAGAACGGAAACAGAUCUCUGCUCUACCCCGACUCUCUAGUCGGCACCGACUCGCACACGACGAUGAUCAACGGCUUGGGCGUGGUCGCCUGGGGGGUUGGCGGCAUCGAGGCCGAGGCCGUCAUGCUCGGACAGCAGAUCUCCAUGGUGUUGCCGCAAGUCAUCGGCUUCGAGUUGACGGGCCAGCUGUCUCCCUCGGUCACCGCCACUGACCUCGUCCUCACUGUCACCAAUAUCCUCCGCAAGAAAGGAGUUGUCGGAAAGUUCGUGGAAUUUUACGGCCCCGGCGUGAAAACCCUCACCCUAGCGGACCGCGCAACCGUCGCCAACAUGGCCCCUGAAUACGGGGCGACGAUGGGUUUCUUCCCCGUGGACGAACAGACGCUCCGUUACUUGAAGCAGACCGGGCGUUCGGACGAGAAGGUCGAUUUGAUUGAGGCGUACACGAAGGCGAACUAUUUGUUUGCGGGCCAGGGCGCGCACGAGGCGAUCGCCUUCUCGGAUCGCGUGUCGCUGAACCUGUCGGAGAUUCAGCCGUGCGUCGCGGGGCCGAAGCGACCGCAGGACCGCGUCCCUCUGAACGACGUGAAGGAGGAUUUCCAGGUGUCGCUGCGGAACCCUGUGGGGUUCAAGGGCUUUGGGUUGGCCGACGCGCAGGCGGAGAAGAAGGUUGAAAUGACUUACCAGGGGAAGACCUACACGCUGACGAACGGGUCGGUGGUGAUUGCGGCCAUCACGAGUUGCACCAACACUUCGAAUCCCGGAGUGAUUCUCGGCGCCGCCAUGCUCGCCCGCAACGCCGUGCAGAAAGGCCUCUCUGUGCCGCCGUACAUUGUCACGACCCUGUCGCCAGGCUCCCAAGCCGUCACCGAGUACCUCGCGCGCUCGGGUCUCCUCACGGACCUCGAGAAGCUCGGCUUCUACACAGCCGGCUACGGCUGCAUGACGUGCAUCGGCAACACUGGAGACUUUGAUCCGGAGGUGUCGGAGGCGAUCACCAAGGGCGACCUCGUGGUUGCCGCAGUCCUCUCUGGAAACCGCAACUUCGAGGGCCGCGUCCACCCCCUCACGCGCGCAAACUACCUCGCCUCGCCGCCCCUCGUCGUCGCCUACGCGCUCGCCGGUCGCGUCGACUUUGACUUCGAAAACGAACCCCUCGGCAACGACUCUGAGGGGAAACCCGUGUUCCUCAGAGACAUCUGGCCCAGCCGCGACCAAAUCGCAGAAGUGGAGGCAAAGGCGCUCUCUGCCUCCGCCUUCGUGAAGAUCUACGAGCACAUCACUGAGGGAACGCCGGCGUGGAACGCCCUGAAGACAGCCAAGGCGAGCGACUUGUUCGAGUGGGACGAGAAAUCGACUUACAUCCACAACCCGCCCUUCUUCCAGACAAUGGGCAAAGAACCGUCGCCUAUUGCUGACAUUGAAGACGCGUACUGCCUGUUGAAUCUGGGGGACAGCAUCACCACGGACCACAUUUCCCCAGCUGGAAACAUCGCCAUGAACUCCCCGGCAGCAAAGUACUUGCAGGCGAAGGGUGUGGAGCGGAAGGACUUCAACACCUACGGAGCCCGGCGGGGCAACGAUGAGAUCAUGGUUCGUGGCACGUUUGCAAACAUCCGCCUGGUGAACAAGCUCUGCCCGAAGGACGGUCCCAAGACUGUCCACGUGCCGACUGGAGAAGUGUUGCCUGUCUACGACGUCGCGAUGAAAUACAAAGCAGAAGGAAAACCCAUGAUUGUUCUCGCCGGAAAGGAAUACGGAAGUGGCAGCUCUCGCGACUGGGCCGCAAAGGGCCCUUACCUGAUGGGUGUGAAGGCGAUCAUUGCAGAGUCGUUUGAGCGCAUUCACCGCACGAACCUCGUGGGCAUGGGCAUCGUGCCGCUGCAGUUCCAGGAGGGUCAGAACGCGGAGAGCCUGGGAUUGACAGGGAAGGAGCAGUUCAGUAUUUCCCUCAACAAGGGGGAGAUUGUUCCCGGUUCUCUCAUCACCGUCAAGACCAGAGAGGGGAAGACCUUCGACGUGCGCUGCCGAAUCGACACGGAGCUCGAGGUGAAAUAUUUCCAGAACGGCGGCAUUCUCCACUACGUCCUCAGAAAUCUCGUGAAGCAGCACGCGGAGGGACACUGA
Molecule: messenger RNA, 2961 nt
Organism: Neospora caninum
Lineage: Eukaryota; Apicomplexa; Conoidasida; Eucoccidiorida; Sarcocystidae
Product: Iron regulatory protein-like protein, related
Exons: 9
Coding region: 1-2961 (986 amino acids)
Biological process (GO): tricarboxylic acid cycle; citrate metabolic process
Cellular component (GO): cytosol; mitochondrion
Molecular function (GO): aconitate hydratase activity; 4 iron, 4 sulfur cluster binding
Source: RefSeq, a predicted model, not a curated record